Cyclocybe aegerita is the source of this 1005-nucleotide messenger RNA. NCBI's taxonomy places the organism in Eukaryota, Fungi, Basidiomycota, Agaricomycetes, Agaricales, Hemipholiotaceae. The record is from the annotation of a GenBank genome assembly.
AAUGAGCUCACCUGGUAUCCCACUUGCCCCAUCCCUCCUCCGCAAGAACUUGUACAGCGACUCAAAUGUGAAGUUUAUUGACACCUUCGAUGUGGUCCAAGGAGACAAUGCUGGGUGCUUGGAGAUUUGGACGUUCAACGACAAUUCGUCGCAGUGGGAGCCAUUUCGCCUCUACAGGAAAAUUGGCAAAAUUCGAGCUGUAGCCUGGGAUGUCUCUAAGCCAGCCACACUCUAUUUUGGGUCAGAAAGAGGCCUGUUAUAUAGGGUUUCUAUCAAUCCGGAGGGGGACGAUGCGAUUGUUUCCGCAAAGCUUGAGGGUUUCAUUCAUGCGAUAAGAGUCAGUCCGGACAGAGGACAGGUCAUCGUCGCAUACGGUGACAAAAUUUCACUGUACAGCGACCCCUUUGCACAUGACAACAAGCUUGGGGUGGAGAACCCUCUCAAUGUUCAAAUUUACAGCAAGAAGAAUGUGAAGGUAAUCCCGCGUAUUCGAAGUAUUGACUUCGCAGACGAGAGAAUUGUUCUGCUAUCUUUCUUCGGAACUGCAGGAUACGCGCCUUCUCUUGCUUCACCUAUGGGCCUCUUUGGGAUAUGGAAAUGGCGCCCGAGAGCUUGUAGGGUCGGAUCUUGUGCAAUGUCGCCGUCUGGAGAUAGAAUGGCCUCCACGAAUCUCAAGAAUGGCAUCGAUUGGUUCAACGUGUCCCAUAAAAAAUACCUCAUGACUAUGAAAUUCAGAGUUGCGAGACCCGGAGAGAAGAACCAGAUCGUCGGCAUUGCCUUCAUCGAUGAGGACACCGUUGUUGUUGGCCAUAUGAACAGUGCCUUUUACUUCGCCUCCAUCGGCAUAGACUAUGCUCAUUGUAGCUUUGAUUGUGGCAAAGCUGCAUUGCACACAGUGGAUGACCUCGGUGAAGACCUGGCGUCAUCAAGAAUGACGAAAUGGCGCAGGUUCUUCGAGCGCAACCUUCUAUUGACCGUCGCUACCAGCUCCUUGUCUCUAUCUUA